UUUGUUGAGGACAGGUCUCUUUUCAGGAUCUGAUCAGGACUGCUGAAGUUUCUCACUUCCGCAGAACUGAUCGGUGAAAAAGUUGCCUGAUUGACAGUAUCUGCAUGAAUCUGGAGUACAUCUUUAUAUAUUCAUUACAACAACAGGGCAAUUUGAAGGCUUAGAAUCUGCCUCAGUUUAGAGUGCUUGUGCAUCAUCCAUUAUUUCUUACUGAAAACUUAGAGUACCUGUACAUCUAUUCUUUCGUGUAAAAAUUUUUGAUUGCUUCCACAUUCAUUAGAUACUGAUCAACUGAAAAAAUACACAGGCAGAAAGGGAAGAUGGCAUCUACCAGGAAUCUAGUUCUGUUCUUCACAGUGACUCUGUUCCUGCGUAUCUCAGUCGAUGCUGAAUUCAUGAAGCCUCAUGAUCUCUUAAAAGAUAACUUCUACAAAGAUUCCUGUCCGAAUGCUGAAGCAGUGAUUCGAAGAGCAGUUUUCACUGCCGCUGAAAAGAAUCUGAAGCUAGCUGCGGGUCUCAUCCGAUUGCAAUUCCACGACUGCUUUGUUGAGGGUUGCGAUGGUUCCGUACUGCUAGACGGUAAUGAUACAGAAAAAACUGCACCUGUAAACGAACAUCUCAAGGGCUUCAGAGUCGUCGAUGCUGCCAAGGCGGCGGUGGAGGAAGUCUGCCCCGGUGUUGUGUCUUGCGCAGACGUUCUGGCCUAUGCAGCUCGUGACAGCACCGUCAUGCUAAAUGGUACGAGGUUUGAGGUUCAAGGAGGAAGAAAGGAUGGCCUCUUCUCGUGCGCCGAAGCUGCAGAAAGGGACCUUCCGCCGCCGACAUUCAACGCUUCACAGUUGAUUGAUUCCUUUGCCAAAAGAGGGUUGUCGGCAGAGCAAAUGGUGGUGCUCUCAGGAUCCCACACAGUAGGAGUCGGACAUUGCGACAAAUUCAUAGAGCGCCUCUACAACUUCAGUGAGGCUCAUGCAACCGAUCCCUCCUUGAACUCCACCUACGCCAAGCAGCUGAAAAGGGACUGCCCAAAACGAAACUUCAACUCGACACUCGAGAUCUUCAUGGACACCAUGACGCCCGGCGAGAUCGACUCAAACUACUACGUGGGGCUCACACAGAGGAAGGGUCUGUUCACCUCGGAUCAAACUCUAUUCGAAGAUCGUCGAACAAGAAAGUUUGUGAGAAGACUCAUGAAUGAAGGUCGCUUUGAUCGCCGAUUCGGUGAAGCAAUGCGCGCGAUGGGGGCGGUGGGUGUACAAUUCGAAGGCCAAAUCCGCAAGAAUUGCCGCAAGGUCAAUGAGGAGUGAGACGGCAGAUCAGAUAGAAGUAGUUUCCUUAGGCGUGUGAAUAAUGUCUCGCAGCUUGACCGACCGCCUUGCUCUUGACAGAGCGACGAGUCUAAUAUUUAGCUGUGCAUUCUGUGUAAUCAAUCAAUUCGAUUCUUCGGAAAUAAAGACCCGCCUGGUGCAAUUGUGAUACUCUA
Marchantia polymorpha subsp. ruderalis is the source of this 1480-nucleotide messenger RNA. NCBI's taxonomy places the organism in Eukaryota, Viridiplantae, Streptophyta, Marchantiopsida, Marchantiales, Marchantiaceae. The record is from the annotation of a GenBank genome assembly.